Messenger RNA from Acaulospora morrowiae, 373 nucleotides. The record is from the annotation of a GenBank genome assembly. NCBI's taxonomy places the organism in Eukaryota, Fungi, Glomeromycota, Glomeromycetes, Diversisporales, Acaulosporaceae.
UACCACGCACCCGGAUUUGAAGUAUCAUUACAUCGCACAUACUUCUUGUGACGUUAUCGAGGAGAGGAUCAGUACGGGUCCUGAGUCAGCAGACACUUAUCUUGGACUGUUGUAUGCCAUGGAAGAUCUAGCAGUGUAUGGCUACUUGACAAAUACUCGAGUCAAAUUUGUGGUGGUUCUUUCGGUCCCUGAUGCAGUAAUUAAAAAUUCCGAUAUGAAAAAUAUAUUCCGGAAGAUUCAUACCGCCUACAUUAAUCAGGUUUGUAAUCCGUUUUACAAUAUUGACGGAAAGAAAUCGAUUGUCAGCAAAAGAUUUGUUGCGGCCAUCGACGCCAUUGGAAAAAUGACCGGCGAGGAGGUCUCAAGUGCAUAA